CUUUUACGUUUUUGACAUUAAAAUACACAAAAAAAAAAUUCCUCCACCUUCGAGUAGCAAAAAUUUCUUAAUUAGUUUUGUGUUGCCGUUUUUCUUCGUGAUAUCUUCCGUGAUUGUUUAGGAUUUUAGUCCUCUACACAAUAAUAUUCUGUUCGAUCCGACAAUUAUCGAAUAACAUCUAUGAUGGAGUGGCUGUUUGGCAAGAAAAUGACUCCCGACGAAAUGUUGCGGAAGAAUCAGCGAGCUCUGAACAAGGCAAUGAGAGAUUUGGAUAGGGAAAAGAUGAAAAUGGAACAGCAAGAGAAGAAGAUUAUAGCUGACAUCAAGAAACUAGCCAAAGAAGGGCAAAUGGAUGCGGUCAAGAUUAUGGCACAAGAUCUGGUUCGAACGAGACGGUACACAAAGAAGUUUAUGUUGAUGAAAGCAAACAUUCAGGCGGUUUCGUUGAAAAUACAAACGUUAAAGUCACAAAAUACGAUGGCUCAAGCAAUGAAAGGCGUUACGAAAGCCAUGCAGAACAUGAAUCGUCAGCUGAACCUACCACAGAUCCAAAAAAUUCUCCAAGAAUUCGAAAAGCAAUCCGAAAUAAUGGACAUGAAAGAGGAAAUGAUUAACGAACACAUUGACGAUGCCAUGGAGGAUGAGGGUGACGAGGAGGAAACCGAUGCUGUCGUUUCACAGGUCCUGGACGAACUUGGUCUUCAGCUGAACGAUCAAUUGUCUGGUUUGCCUCAGGCAUCUGGAUCAUUGACUGUUACUGGUAACAAGCAGCCACAAGCUGCUGCAGCGGCUAUGGGCGGUGGAGGUGGUGGAGUGGCAACUGGUGGUGGAAAUGCGACAACUCCGGUGUCAGACGCAGAUGCCGAUCUGCAAGCUCGUUUGGAUAAUUUAAGAAGGGAAUAGUUAGUUAUACGGUCGACAUUUCACUAUUUGCUUAUGUCGCUCAGUCGUCCAACCUCAACUUAUUUUUGUAUGUACAUAAUGGUUACGCUGAAUUAAACGAAAUACUUGGCUUCAACUUAACU
Messenger RNA from Bradysia coprophila, 1025 nucleotides. It is a transcript of the gene Vps2, whose product is annotated as vacuolar protein sorting 2. Gene Ontology annotation, biological process: vacuolar transport. NCBI's taxonomy places the organism in Eukaryota, Metazoa, Arthropoda, Insecta, Diptera, Sciaridae. The record is from RefSeq and is a predicted model, not a curated record.